Messenger RNA from Mastomys coucha (southern multimammate mouse), 2587 nucleotides. RefSeq names its product DnaJ heat shock protein family (Hsp40) member B6 (gene Dnajb6). Gene Ontology annotation, cellular component: cytosol; endoplasmic reticulum membrane. The transcript has 11 exons. The record is from RefSeq and is a predicted model, not a curated record. The coding region runs from base 181 to 1311 and encodes 376 amino acids. Gene Ontology annotation, molecular function: ATPase activator activity; Hsp70 protein binding. Gene Ontology annotation, biological process: protein refolding; positive regulation of proteasomal ubiquitin-dependent protein catabolic process. Lineage: Eukaryota; Metazoa; Chordata; Mammalia; Rodentia; Muridae.
CCGCCACCGCGUGACGCACUUCCUGUUUGUUGUUGGAGAAAAGGAGAGAAAGGAAAGCGCGAGGAGACGCCGACGCCGCCACCAGCGCAGCUGUGCCAGAGCCGCGAGGAGACUGGCCGCCUGACUUCCCUCCUCGCUGGCCGCCGCGUCCUCGGAUUUGUUCCAACAGUCUGUUAAAACAUGGUGGAUUACUAUGAAGUAUUGGGCGUGCAAAGACAUGCCUCACCCGAGGACAUUAAAAAGGCGUAUCGAAAACAGGCACUUAAAUGGCACCCAGACAAAAAUCCCGAAAAUAAAGAAGAAGCAGAGCGGAAAUUCAAACAAGUAGCUGAGGCAUAUGAAGUGUUAUCGGAUGCUAAAAAGCGGGACAUCUAUGACAAAUACGGCAAAGAAGGAUUAAAUUGUGGUGGAGGAGGAGGUGGAAGUCAUUUUGACAGUCCAUUUGAGUUUGGCUUCACAUUCCGGAACCCAGAUGAUGUCUUCAGGGAAUUUUUUGGUGGAAGGGACCCGUUUUCAUUUGACUUCUUUGAAGACCCAUUUGAUGACUUUUUUGGAAACCGAAGGGGUCCCCGAGGAAGUAGAAGCCGAGGUACCGGCUCCUUUUUCUCUGCCUUCAGUGGAUUUCCUUCUUUUGGAAGUGGAUUUCCUGCUUUUGAUACAGGCUUUACUCCAUUCGGGUCACUAGGUCAUGGGGGCCUCACUUCAUUCUCUUCAGCGUCAUUUGGCGGUAGUGGAAUGGGCAACUUCAAAUCAAUAUCAACUUCAACUAAGAUAGUCAACGGCAAAAAAAUCACUACAAAGAGAAUUGUGGAGAACGGUCAAGAAAGAGUAGAAGUUGAAGAAGACGGACAGUUAAAGUCCUUGACGAUAAAUGGUGUGGCCGAUGAGAACGCCCUUGCAGAAGAAUGCCAGCGGAGAGGCCAACACACACCAGCUCUGGCCCCCGGUCCGGCCCCAGCACCAGUUCGGGUCCCCUCCCAGGCCCGGCCCCCGGCCCCAACUCCGGCCCCAACUCCAACUCCAGCCCCAGCUCCAGUCCAGACUCCGGCCCCUUCUGUCAGCACCCGCCCACAGAAGCCACACAGGCCUGCCCCAACGGCCAGACUUGGGUCUAAAAGCAACUGGGAAGAAGAAGAGCAGGACAGGCAGCGGGAUGCCCCUAUGACCUCAGCAGGUGUGCAGGAGGGAGCUGGUGUGGAGCACCCCCAAAGUGUUUUGACCUCAGCAGGGCUCAAAGAAGGUGGCAAGAGGAAGAAGCAGAAGCAGAAAGAGGACUCGAAGAAGAAGAAGUCGACCAAAGGGAACCACUAGGCUGGACUUGGCGGCAGCCACAGCAGCUGCUCGUGUGUGUGUGUGUGUGUGUGUGUGUGUGUGUGUGUAUGUGUGUGUGUGCAUGCGCGCAUGGCAGUGGCAUCCUUUAAGUGUUGCCCAGGGUCACUUCGCUUAGCAGGAUUAUGGACGUGUGCCCACGGAUUGGUAGGAUCAGGGGUGUUGGAGACGGAGGCUACAAUCCCGGGUGGCUUGUAUAAGUUCGUGACACAGCCUCACUCUCGUAACUCUGCUUUUCCCCAACACUAAAUCCAUAGCGUUUUCCUCGAGCUGUAAGAGUUGUAAGAGUCUGCCUCAUUCUUUUCAGCAGCCCAAGCCCUGCUUGAGCUCUGAGGUAUUUGUAGUUGUAGUCCAUAGGGUUCAGUAGGGAGCUGGGUAUGUGUUCAUCAUAGACUGCCUCCUGGUGGUGGUACAGCGCGCAGUUUUAAGUACAGUAGAACUUACAGGUAAAGUAGGUUGUGCCUUGAGCCAUGGGUGUCAGGAUGCUUUUGAUUCAGGGUACUCUGGCAAACAGAGGCCAUCAGGAGCCACUUCAGAUGUAGAGUCUUUCCUUAUUUAUUGUUCAGCUUUUAAUCUUCUCCAGGUAGUCAAAAAUUGACACCAAAUAUAGUUUAGUUUUUGGGAAAUCUCAUCUUUUCUUCUUGGAGAAAUAUUUGUCCUUUUUCCGUCAAAAGGUUUUGCUUAGCGAUACCAUUUCUAGUAACGAUAGGCCAGUGCUUCUGGCUAUUUACACAAACACACAGCACACAGAGGCAUGUGCAAAAUGAUCAGCUCUGAAGCAAGAAGCAAAUAAUUGCCCCUUCACAAGCUUCAACCCGUCACAAUCCAUGCCAUGUUGUCGCCUGACCCGUGGUUUGCAUUGAGCACCAGGUAGUUCUGACGCCAUCUCACUUCAGGUCUGCACGUGCUCUUGGGGCUGUGUUCCUUCCUUUUGGCCAUGAGGAUCUGUUGUUUGAGUGUUCCCUUGGCAAUGAGCACAUUAUAAGAAGUGUUGGUGAGCUUGAGAUGGGUCCAGCAGUGUGCAAAGGGGAAGUUUUGUGAGUUAUGGGCACUGCUGUAGCUAGGAGCUGAGACAGGGUCACCUGGGUUUUGAGGAAGUGACCACGAAAUGUUUGCUGUGUUUGCUUGGUUUUGGUGGGAGGUGGUGUGGGCACUUACGGAGUGUGGAUUGGUGUUGAUGUGUGUUGUGGAAAUAUGACCCUCAAGGAGGAAUGUAUUUUAGUGCUACUGACGUAAAUAAAAUGUAAACGUCACUGAG